This is a messenger RNA of Darwinula stevensoni, 15756 nucleotides long. NCBI's taxonomy places the organism in Eukaryota, Metazoa, Arthropoda, Ostracoda, Podocopida, Darwinulidae. The record is from the annotation of a GenBank genome assembly.
AUGGAGAAUGGGUUGAACGCGUUACACUUGGCAGCAAAAGAAGGGCACGUGAACGUCGUGACGGAACUUCUUCGACGAGGAGCGGAAGUGAACGCCAGUACAAAGAAGGGCAACACUGCUCUACACAUUGCUGCACUCGCGGGCCAGGAGGAGGUGGUGACGUUGUUGGUGCAGCACGGAGCAUCGGUAAAUCUUCAGAGUCAGAAUGGCUUUACCCCUCUCUACAUGGCUGCUCAAGAAAAUCACGACGGUGUCGUUCGAUUCCUUCUCGCCAAUGGAGCCAACCAAAGCCUAGGAACUGAGGAUGGUUUCACGCCAUUGGCUGUGGCCUUGCAACAAGGACAUGAUAAAGUAGUGGCUGUUCUCUUGGAGAAUGACACCAAAGGGAAAGUCAGACUCCCAGCCCUUCACAUUGCAGCCAAGAAAGAUGACACCAAGGCAGCAGCUCUUCUUCUACAGAAUGACCACAAUCCUGAUGUGACGAGCAAAAGUGGGUUCACACCCCUCCAUAUUGCAGCCCAUUAUGGCAAUGAGCAUAUUGCUCAGUUGCUCAUUCAGAAAGGAGCUGAUGUCAACUUUGCUGCCAAGCACAACAUAACCCCCUUGCAUGUGGCAGCAAAAUGGGGGAAAAUCACCCUAGUCACCAUGCUUAUUGAGAAAGGUGCAAAUAUUGAAGCAAAAACCAGAGAUGGCCUGACGCCUCUGCAUUGUGCAGCCCGAAGUGGACAUGAUGCAGUUGUUGAUCUUCUCCUUGAGAGAGGUGCUCCUAUCUCUGCCAAAAGCAAAAAUGGGCUGGCACCUUUGCAUAUGGCAUCUCAAGGAGAUCAUGUGGAUUCUGCUCGGAUUCUUCUCUAUCAUAAGGCCCCAGUGGAUGAUGUGACAGUUGACUACCUCACGGCUCUGCAUGUAGCAGCUCAUUGUGGGCAUGUGCGUGUAGCAAAGCUGCUCCUGGAUCGGAAGGCUGAUCCCAACUCAAGGGCCCUCAAUGGAUUCACCCCAUUGCACAUUGCAUGCAAGAAGAAUCGCAUCAAAGUGGUGGAAUUGCUUUUGAAGCAUGGUGCAUCUAUUGAAGCUACCACUGAGUCUGGGUUGACUCCAUUGCAUGUGGCAUCAUUCAUGGGAUGCAUGAAUAUUGUUAUCUACCUAUUGCAACAUGGGUCCAGCCCAGAUGUUCCCACUGUGAGAGGAGAGACUCCCCUUCACCUUGCUGCGAGGGCCAAUCAAACAGACAUCAUUCGCAUCCUCCUUCGGAAUGGAGCCCAGGUUGAUGCCAGAGCCAGGGUAAGUCACAACCCCAAGAUGCAUGCUCUCAGUAGUAAUUCUCAAGAACAGCAGACACCUUUGCACAUCGCAGCUCGCCUUGGGAAUGUGGACAUAGUGGUACUGCUCUUGCAACAUGGUGCUUCAGUGGAUGCCACCACUAAGGACCUCUACACAGCUCUUCACAUAACAGCCAAGGAGAAUCAAGAAGAGGUAAAUGAGGUUCUCAAAGAGUCCCUUGACAUGAGGGCUCUCAUGACACAUGUUGUUGCUGGAGUCCUCCUUGAGCAUGGUGCAUCUCUGAGUGCGACAACAAAGAAAGGCUUCACACCUCUCCACUUGGCAGCCAAAUAUGGAAACAUAAAAGUUGCCAAAUUGCUCCUCCAGAAAGAGGCACCUGUUGAUGCUCAGGGCAAGAAUGGCGUGACACCUCUUCAUGUAGCAAGCCAUUAUGACCACCAGAAUGUGGCUCUUUUGCUUCUUGACAAAGGGGCAUCACCUCAUGCCACAGCCAAAAAUGGAUAUACCCCCCUUCAUAUUGCUGCCAAGAAGAACCAGGUUUGUUCCUGUGAUGAAUUAUUAUGGCCUGGAUCAGUGCUGUUUGAGCAAUUCUCAUUCAUAACCAUUGUUCCUUUUCAGAUGGAUAUUGCUUCCACCUUAUUAGAGUAUGGAGCAAACACAAAUGCUGAGUCCAAGGCUGGGUUCACACCACUUCAUCUUAGCUGCCAGGAAGGCCACAAUGACAUGACAUCACUUCUCAUUGAAAACAAUGCAGAUGUGGACUAUCAAGCAAAGAAUGGAUUGACACCAAUGCACUUGUGUGCUCAAGAAGAUCGUGUCAAUGCAGCUGCUAUCCUUGUCAAGAAUAAUUCCAACAUCAACAACAAGACUAAGGUGGCCAAUUUUAUCAAAACCUUGAAAUUUGUUAGGUCUUCAUUUCACAUCUCACCAUCUGUCCUUGCUUUGUUGAUUUUUGCGGGCUACACUCCACUGCAUGUGGCCUGUCACUUUGGCCAGCUAAACAUGGUGCGGUUUCUGCUGAGUCAUGGAGCAGAGGUGAACACAACAACCAGCCUUGGCUACACCCCCCUGCAUCAAGCUGCUCAACAGGGACACACCCUUGUCAUCACAUUGCUCCUUGAGCACAAGGCUUCCCCUAAUGCUGUGACCAAUCAAGGACAAACAGCUUUGAGCAUUGCCCAGAGGCUUGGUUAUAUCAGUGUUGUGGAGACGUUGAAGGUGGUAACGGAGACCAUUGUCACGACAACCACAACUACAAUCACAGAGGAAAAGUAUCGGGUUGUUGCUCCUGAGACCAUGCAGGAGACUUUUAUCUCAGAUGAGGAAGAAGAAGGAGGAGAGGAUGUGAUGGAAGGGAUGUAUGGGAAGCCAACACAUGCUCAACACGUCUAUCUCCCAUAUUAUGAAGGACAAAUGCUUCUCACUAGGGAAGAGGGGACAAUGGGAGACUCCUCAUAUCGCUACUUGACAAUGGAUGAGAUGAAAAGCCUGGCUGAUGAUUCCUUUCACAUGGAUGUCACCAGGGAUGAACACAUGGAUUUCUCCAUGGACAGGGAGUUGCAUAUUGAGGACCAGAUCAGUCCGUCCAAGAUGAAGGAGUCCUACGCACAAUUCAAUGCAGGAGAGUUUGCUCCCGAUAACAUAGAGAUCUCUCAUCAGCCUGUUGUUUCUGGAUUCCUGGUGAGCUUCAUGGUGGAUGCACGAGGUGGAGCAAUGCGAGGAUGUCGUCACUCAGGAGUUCGAGUGAUCAUUCCACCAAGAAAAGCCCCAAUGCCAAUGCGCAUAACAUGUCGCUACCUGAAGAAGGACAAGUUGGUCCAUCCCCCUCCACUCAUGGAAGGAGAAGCCCUCUGUAGUCGCAUCUUGGAAAUGGGCCCUGCCAGUGCUAGAUUUCUUGGGCCGGUGAUAAUUGAAGUUCCUCAUUUUGCUUCCCUGCGGGGACGAGAGAGGGAAAUCACAAUCCUUCGCUCUGAUAAUGGCGAAACAUGGAAAGAGCACUCUCUUGAGGCUUCUGAAGAGGCUGUCCAGGAGGUGCUGAAUGAUUCCUUUGAUGGUGAAGAAUUGGCGGCAUUGGAAGAUCUGAAUACAAACCGGAUCACACGCAUCCUCACCACCGACUUCCCACAGUACUUUGCGAUUGUAUCCCGUGUGAGGCAAGAGAUCCAUGCCAUUGGGCCUGAGGGUGGGAUCGUAUCCUCAACUGUCGUCCCACAGGUCCAAGCUGUCUUCCCACAGGGUGCCCUGACCAAGAAGAUCAAAGUGGGACUUCAGGCCAAACUGGUGACCUUCACCAGAAUGGCCAACUACUUGUCACUGUUCCCAAGAGGACCUCCACAUCUGGGCUGUCUACCCAAGGAACUACUGUUUUGCCAGCUGUCCAGACUGCCAGGAACAUCCCUCAGCAUCCUAUCAGCUGACAGAUUGGGUCCAGAAGUCUGUCAUAAGGCAAAUGCAUGUGAUGUUACUCUCCCAUUGACAUUGCAGUCAGCCCUGCCUCUACCACCAGACUUGGUAGCAAAGAUGUUAGGGAAUCGAGUGGCAGUAUCACCAAUUGUGACAGUGGAGCCCCGAAGGCGCAAGUUCCACAAGCCAAUCACGUUGACCAUACCAGUCCCACAGGCAGCCCAAAAGGGGAUGAUCAAUCAAUACUCUGGAGAUGCUCCCACACUCCGCCUCCUCUGCUCCAUCACUGGUGGAUUCAGCAAGGCACAAUGGGAGGAUGUGACAGGCUCAACCCCUCUUACAUUUCUCAAUGACUGUGUGUCCUUUACGACAACUGUCUCAGCUCGCUUCUGGCUCAUGGAUUGUCGCAACAUCCAAGAGGCAACUCGCAUGGCCACUGACCUCUACAAGGAAGCCAUUCAUGUCCCAUUCAUGGCCAAGUUUGUAGUGUUUGGGAAACGACAUGAGGAGACAGAGGGUCGUUUGAGAGUCUUCUGCAUGACAGAUGACAGGGAAGACAAGACUCUGGAACAGCAAGAGCACUUCCUUGAGAUUGCCAAGAGCCGGGAUGUUGAGGUGCUGGAAGGGAAACCCCAGUAUGUGGAGUUUGCAGGAAACUUGGUACCUUUCACCAAAUCAGGAGAACAGCUACGACUCUACUUUGAGGCGUUCCGGGAGAAUCGACUCCCAUUCACUGUCCGGAUCAAGGAUGUCCAUACGCUCCCUGCUGGACGCAUUGCUUUCAUGCGGGAACCCAAGGUUUCUAGGGAUGAGCCUCCUCAGAUGCCAUUGUGCAACCUGAACAUAGCCCUUCCUGAAACCAUCUGCCCAGAACGAUCUCCCUCGGAAUCUGAUCUCCUUGAUGUGAGCAAACGAUCUUCCAGCGCAAUGUUUCGUCACCCUGGACAGCGGAAAAAGGUGAAAGAAGACAUCCACAAAGCAGAACUGCAAGUGACAGAGUUAUGCAGUCUCCUGGGAGAAGAUUGGAUCCCAUUGGCAUCAGAAUUAGGCAUUGAUUCCUCAGAUAUAGAAGUGAUCCAAGCGGAAUACCCAGAAAACCUUCCACAUCAAUCCCUGGUCAUGAUUCGCUUGUGGAUGGAGACAUCAACCCAUGAAGCCACUGGGAACACCUUGGAAAAAGCAUUGAAGAAAAUUGGUCGGGAAGACAUUGUGACCAAGUGCAUUGCAAAUGUGGAGCUGGUGACUGAUGAUCUUGAGAAAGCCAUUGCGAAAGUGCGUUUAGACCAGGGAGGGUUUGACACAUUUUGUGAGGAACUUGGACCAUCCCGGGAUGCUUCCCUCAGACACAAUGCUAGCUUGGAUGUCAGCUAUGAUGAACAGGACAUCCUCAAGGAGGCAGAAUCAGCAGAGGAAGAGGAAAGCAUCACUGAAGACAAGGUUCAAGAUGUGAAGACCUUUUUUUAUGCCUCUGUGAAGAUAACUUGCUCCAGUCCCACUGUCCAACAGGAAGGGGAAGCAGAGACAGUUCCAUUGCGGACGGACUAUGAAAGGCCAUCUAGGCCAACCCCAGAUGCCUUGGCACCGUCAGAGGAGAUAGAAAUCCACACACCUGAAGUUGCAACUCAUCUUGAUUUGGAACAUACAAUAGAGGAAGAAUUGAAAAAGGAAGUGAGAAGACAACCUGCCCUGAAAGAGAAAGAGAAAGACAAGCGUUCUAAGCAAGAAGUUCUGCAAGAAAUGGCAGAGGAACUCAUGUGGCUUGAGGAAUCCUUCCCUGUCCCCAAGAAAUCACCUAUGCAUGUCCAUGAAGAUGUUGGGGAUGGUGUGGAUGAGAGAGUGGAACGACAGGAAAAGGGGUUCAAGUCCCCUCCAACAGAGGAAGUUAUUAUCUCAUUGUCUGAAGCCCCUUCACACCAGUCAGAAGCUCCUACAUUAGUUCGUGAGCAGCUCGGUGUAAGGAUCUGUACUCCUCCACCAACCCCUGCAUCUGCCAUUCUUGAUCAAGGUAAACUUGCACCAACAGCAGAGGAAGUUCAGCAUCAAUUGGAAGCUGAGAUUCUGUCAACACAGCCACAAUGGCAGGAGGAAGAGGAAGAGGUCCAUGAAAUCUGUGUACCAGCUGAAGAGGUCGCGAGUGAAGAUGCAGAACAUAUUGGAGAUGAAUUGGAAGCAGCUUUUGAGCUCACACAAUUCAGAGCUUCAUCACCUUCAACUUCAAAGCGUGUGGAACCCGAAGGUUCGCCUGAUCCGGGUCCAGGUAAGAGCCCAGCAGAGCUCUUGGCAUCGCAUGCAUCCUCAGCAGUCAAGCCCAUCCCAUUCCAGGAAAUCAUUGCAUAUCCUAUUCAAACCAAGAAAGUUUCCUUCAAAAACCAGUCAUUAAGCCCAAUCCAUAGUCCAACAUUUCUUGACAGUUUUGAAGUCAUCCCUCAAGUGAGUCACAGCCAGUCUCAGGCGCCUUUAGAAUCAGGAGAAGACUUGGAAGAGCCUGAGAUCAGGGAAGGGACUGAACCUAGCAGACCAGACUUAAACCCAUAUGAACUUCUGUAUAACCGUCAGGAAGUUAAGACCCAGGAUUCUACAGCAAUCACAGAAAGUCGUAUUCUGCUGUCUGAGGAACAGAUGAGGGGCAUGAAAAUUUCAGUGCAUUCUGAAUCAAAGAUUAUUCUUGGUGGCACCAGGUUGACCACCAAACAAGCCUCUGCUGUUCAUGAACCACAAGUACAAGACAGAGCAACCAGUCCAAUCUUGGUUCGAGUCCCAACAUCCCAUUUGAAAUCCAAACGAAUCAGGAUUGAUGAGCGGUCAGCAUCAUUGAGUAAUGAACUUGAGCCUCCAGAUGAAGGUUUUCACAUACCUCAUGAAUCAAGCCUUUCCUUUGAAAGUAUCACUGGUAUCAUAAGUGAUUCAGCAGACACUGGAAUUGGUGGAUUUCAGACCCCUAGUGUUGGAGUGGGAAGUUCACAAACAUUAAUUGACACUGAAGGAAGUGAUGUGGAUGUCAUGGAGGAAGGAGAGGAAGAGGAGAUGAUAGAAAGUAAUUUUCCUGAUAAACAAGACAUUUUUCUCCAUCCAAUUCAGAUGGAUGAGGAAGAAAUUGAGAAAAGGCCUCUCAAAAUAAAGCAAGCAGAUGCAGGAAUAGCAACAGACAUUCCAGAAAUGAAAGACAUGAUGUGUAGUCCUAUUGAGCUUGAGGGGCCCAAGAAAGUGUUUGACUUUGGUGUUCAAACUUCACAUGAAGACAUGGAGAAUGAUGUAAAUGCUGUGAUAGGAGCUGAGUCUGUGAUAGGACCUGCAUUGCAGGGUAGUCUAGUCAGCAAACUUGACAUAGCUGUGGUAAAAGAUCUUAAUGGUGCUUUGAGUGAUCCGUCACUUGGGUCUUCCAUGACCAGUGAUAGAAUGGUAUGUGAUCAUGCAGCUCCUGUGAUUGAAGGCCCUGAGCAGACCGCAGAGGCAGGAUAUUUUGCUUUAAGUUGUAAACGUCCAAUGGCCAUGGGUUCAAACUCAAACAAAGAGUAUGAACCCAAGAAGUUACUGACCUCUUCUAUAGUUGAAAAAGGGACUACUGGGAUGCACAUUAAAGAGCACUAUUCUCUACCAGAGAAAGAAGGCAUUGGACAACAGAUACAACAGAUUGAACUAAUGAAAUCUGAUUUGACUCUGGAAAAACUAGAGGGGAGAGACUACAAAGCAGUAGAAAUGGAGGAAGAACCAUCUCUUGAGCAACAUGUGAAUCUUCAUAAUCUUCAAAAGUUAAGUGGAAAGGUAGAAAUGAUUGAUGAGGAAAUAAGGAUCUGGGAAACUCCUGCUUUUGUCCCAGUGCCACCAGCAUAUGACAUUGAUAGUGAAGGGGCUGACAAUUUGUCAGAAAACCAAUUAUCUUUCUGGUUUGAGGAAGGAGAGAGCAUUACAAACAGAGAGUCAUCAGAUAUUCCUCCUGAGUCACAUGAAUCUCUUUCUGAUGAAGUGCACAUGGAAAAAGAGCCAUAUAAAGCACUUGGUGACAUUCCUCUGCUUCAAGCCACAUUCCAGUUUAAAGAACCAGAAAGGGAAUUGGAAUUACAGGCAGAAAUGAUCCCUCUGACACAAGCAGUACCAAUGGCCAAGGAAAUAUUUCAAGUGGAAGAAGCUGAACCAGUUCAAAUACUAGCACCAUUAAAAGUUGUGUCUCCACCAGAAGAGGAGAAAAAACUUAUUCAACCUACAUUGCCUGCAGCAGAAAUGUAUAGUGAGUUUCAAGAAAUCCCUCCUAAAAUUAUGGAAAAUUUCGCAGAAAAUUUUCUCAGUGAAACACUAUUGAAGGUUGACACUCCUGAAAAUGAGGAGAGAGAAGAAACAGAAAUGAGGGUAUUGUCGAUUCCUUCAGUGCACAAUACAUAUGCUUGUAAAAUGGAAAUGACAUUCCAAGAAGAGACCACCCCAGAACAACCACAAAAAAAGAUAGAAAUCUCCUCAGAGAAGGAGAGGCAAGAUGUAAAAUCAAAUGUAUCAUCAGAAUCUCCUCCCAUACCUUAUAAAAUUUCUAUGCAAGAAAAAACAAUAUCGAGGGGGAAUAACAUCAUGGAAGAAGCCCAAGAAUCAGAGGAACCUCCAUCAAUAGAGAGGAGUCCAUUCAAGAACAAGGAGAUAAAAGAAAAAUCAUAUACACAAGACAGGGAACAGCAGGAGGAAAGUUCAUCUAUUUCAACCACAGAUUCAGUGAAUGAACAUGAGGAGAAAAUGAACCAUGAAGAAACCCUGUUAAGAUGGAUCUCUCCAACAGAAAAAGAAUGUGGAGCGAUUGUUGACAUCUCUCAAAUGACUCCCGAUGUCCUCGCUCUAAUCGAGCUUGAAAUGGAAUCUCCGGAAGCAAAGCAGGAACCUGAAACACUUCAUGAUCUGGUUCUAGCAAAAGUGGACAUAGAUGCAGGAGAAGAAGAAACAGAGUUUGAUUUCUCCAAGGCACCUUUCAUUGAGGAUACUUUGGAAGAGCCCAUCAUGGAUCUGACACGAAAGGUUGAUGAAUCAGAACUGACUCCACUGGCUCCACCUUCAGAUGAGGAAGUAGAGCAUGAAGUCAUUGACUCUAGAGUCGAUGAGGCUGAGUUACUUCUCCAUGUGCCUCUUGUUGAGGAGAAAGAACCAGAACUUUUCCCAGAGGAAGAAGAUUCUUUGAUGCCAGCGGUUCCACCUGCAUCUGUUGCGGAUGUGGAUCAAAGAGAUGAGGUUGAGGUAUCUGGGAUACCUGCUUUUGGCAUAGGUAGAAAAGAAGAACAAAUGGAUAUUGGAGAUAUUGGAGGAGCAUCUGCAUUGCCUGUGAUAGGAGGAAUCACUCUUGGAGGAGUAGAAUGUAGAGGGAUUGUUGACAUCUCUCAAAUGACUCCCGAUGUCCUCGCUCUAAUCGAACCUGAAAUGGAAUCUCCGGAAGCAAAGCAGGAACCUGAAACACUUCAUGAUCUGGUUCUAGCAAAAGAGGACAUAGAUGCAGGAGAAGACGAAAUAGAGUUUGAUGUCUCGAAGGCACCUUUCAUUGAGGAACCUUCUGAAGAUGUCCUAACUGAUGUGGCACUCGAUUUGGAUCCAUUAGAUAAGACUUCAUCAGCAACAGGUACAUGUGUUGAAGAAGUGUCUGAUGUUUUUGACUCAGAAGUUCAAGACACUUGCAUGUCUGGCGUUACUUUUUCCUCGGAAGAGAAUGAAUUGCAUGUGAUGGUGUUGCUGGAAGCUUCUGUCAUUCCUGUGAAGAACUGGUUUUUGAAGGACUAUGGUGAUAUUUCUCAUUGUGAAGUGUCUGAAUCCCUCCUAGAACCUCCUCAAGAGGAAUUAAGGUCAUCACCAGACAUCACAAGGACUUGGGAACUGCCGAUUAUCUCUCAAUUUUCCACUGAAUUGGAAUAUGAAUAUAAGGAUCCUGACAUCUCAUCAAGGGAACAAAAUUCAUCAGAUGUUGAAUCAGAAGAAUCUAGCAUUGCAGGAGAUGAUCAUAGUUGUGAACAUGAAGAAGUCGUUGAGUAUGAUACACUUGAAGAGAUAGAGUCUUUCCCUGAAGUUUUGCUUGAGCACCAUUGUCUUUCUCAUGGCCAUCUUGCAAUUAGUGGAGAGACUCAUUCAUCUGAAUCACAGAAAAUCUUAGAAGUCAUGGCAGAUCUUCAAGAGCCAAAAGAGAAGACAGAAUCUUUUGAUUGCAAAAUGGAAUUUGAAUUUCUUAACAACAGUGAUCUCCAAGGGGAUGUACGGGAAGAGCUUGCAAGAUCUCUUCCCGAACAUCCCCUUGGAGAUGGGCAAGAUGGGCACUUCAUGCACAUUUGGGACACAGAACCUGUCACUAAUACAAUUGUGGGUAGUGUCAUGGCAAGCACAGUAAGGGAAAUGGAUGGAAGUUUCCAUUCAUCAGACAAGACUCCUUUUCCUCCUAGUGAACUCAGUGAUAGAGUAAGAGAUGUCAGCCCAGGUGUGAUCUUUGAAGAGCUUGACUUCCCCUCAAUCGGUUCAGAAGCAAGUGUUGAGCCUCAUGUGUCUUUGCCUCCAUCACCAAUGCCACCCAUGAAUAUAACAGUGUUGAUGACAUCAGUUGAACCAAUGUCAGAAAGUGGUGGCAAGGAGAAACUUGCUCAAGCACAUGAAUACAUGGAAGUGGAAGAAGAAUUUGAUUCAGGAGGUUUUGUGCUUGUAGGUGAAACACCUGGAGAAACAAUAAAGAUAAAUUCAACCUCUGUGGGCAUCUCUUCCAGGGAGAGGGUAUUAGAAAUGACAUGGGAAAAGGUUAGUCAGGAAGCACCCAGGCAAGAAAUAACACUCAACAGUGAGGAAAAAAGAGUUGUAUCUCGUGUAUACCCAGUCUCUAUUAUCAGUGCCAUAUCCUUGGACUGUCCAGUCCUAUCUGGUAUCUCUCAUAUUGCUUGGGGACCUGAGGUUAUGGAUUCAUCAUGGUCAGUGACUCCAUUGGAGUUUGGAGAGGAUCACAAUAGUGAAGAUGAUGAAUAUGAAGAUAUUGAGGUCAUUGAGACAAUAUUUGAGGAAUCAGUGGAAGAAAUGUCGUACCCAUUCAUAAUGAUGCAAUGGGUGACAGACUUCAACAAAUUCUUUUCCUCUCCUGUGAUCCCUCCUUGCCUUCAGAGGAGAGACUCUUCACUAGUUAGUACUAAUACAGACACAUCCAUUGUUUCCAAGUCAGAUUCUGAAGGUGAAUAUCUGGUUGUGGAACAAGAUGCUCUCUUGUAUGUGAAAGAGGAUUCAGAUUCUGAUGACAUGGGAUCCCCUGCCAGAACAGUCCCAACCAUUUCUGUCUCAGGUCCUGGAUCUAGGCCUCCUCCUCUUCCAUCAAUAAAGAAAAACUUGGAAACUGGUUUGUUAGUGAAGCAUGAAGAAGACCCAUUCACUGAUAUAGAAAGUCUGCAAGAAGAAGACAUUGGUGGAAUUACUCUGAAGCCAUGCAUUGAAGCAGGAGCACUGACAGACCUUGAGUCAGUCUCAACAGAUUUUGACACAGACGAAUUGGAUUUUAAGGGUACUGAGUCUUUUCCACCACAUGAGCUGGAAGAUACUGUAAUGAAAGGUGUGGAUGGAUCUUGUUUACAUCAUAUCAACAUGUACAGCUUAUUGGGACAUUCAUCACCUGUCCUUCAAGAAUGCAUCACAGAUACUGAAGAUAUGGAAACAAAUGAGGAUGAAAUUCCAGUUGUAUCACCAAGAAGUAUGGAUGAAGUAAAUAUUCUCCUCAAGGGUGACUUCAAUGGCAAUGAUGUUGUUCAUCAUGAACAAGAACAAAAUGUUACAUUUUUGUUGGAUGAAGAAAAUUUCCUAGAAGGAUCUACAGACACAGAGGAAGUGAUUGGAGUGGAUGGAAUAGCCUCCCUUCUGGUGAAGAGACAGGAUGAUGGAUCUGGAGUCAUUGAAAAAUCAAUUUCUGAAAAGUGUCUCAGUUUGGCUGAGUUCCUUCAAGAACCAACUACUGACAAUGAGGAGCUACAGAUCAGUGAUGAUGAGGCCCAGAAAGUCCUUGAUAUCCCAAUGAAAGGAGUAGCUCAUGAGACUAACAAAGAAGUAUCCUAUUAUCCACCUGGUGGAAGAGGCCUAGAAGAGAGAAAAUCUCAUUCUGAUUUCAUUCCAUCCCCAAUCAUAUUCAAGAAAAAUGUUCAACAAUCUUAUAUUCGAACUCUAUCUCCUGAAGCAGAAAAUGCUACAGAGGAUGAGGAAGUUGAAGCACAGCCAGAGGCUGAAUUUAGUUUCAAUAGACUAGCAGCUGUUAGUACAGCUCCUCAAGUUGAGACAUCUCAAACUUUGGGCAGCCAUAUAGCAGGAAGCCACACUGAUGUUGAAGAUUUAUUGCUGGAAGAAUCUCCAGAAAGUGUGGAGGAGAGGCCACCUUUAUCCCCACAGUUUUUUGACAUCCCUUGUCACUCAACUGAGUAUGUGAAGAUAUCAGAGCAAUCCCCAUGGAUUGGAGCAUUUUCUGAUCCAAGAAAAGUGAUGACAGAUGAGGAGGAAUUUUCUGGCUCAGACUUGGACAUUCCACAAGAACCAACCUUCUUCCCAAACCAGAAGGUUCCAGAUCCAAAUACUGAUGAGGAGUACUUUGAAGCUGAUGCAAUACCUUUCAUGGAUUCCACUCAUGGAGAUGAGAAUGUCAAAAUGAGAUUUAUGGCAACCAGAACAGGUUAUGCACAUGUUGCUCAAAAGGUCAGGACCUUAGAAGGGAGCAGAGUGAUGGAUGGAUAUUCACUUGAGACUCAGAAGCCAUCUUCCCUUGAUAUUUUUCAAUCUGGAAGACAAGGCUCUACUGAUGUGGAAGAUAUAGAACUGGAGGACAGUCAACUAGAGAUUCCUUCUGCAGUGUCACCUAUGCUCUCAUAUAGCCCAUCAACUGAAAAUGUUUGUGCAUCAGAAUCAGGUAACAUGAAUAUCCAAACAAAAUCUGAAAAAAAUGUUGAAAAGAAUAGACUGGUUUGUGUGAAUCCAGAAACAGUCCUCACUGAAGAAGAAGAUCUGGAUGUUGGAUGCCCAGAAGUGAUUUUCACACUGCCAGUGAUGGAGAGAUCUCAAACUCCCAUCCUUGCAUGGGCUGAGGACACUGUCAUUGAAUCCUCUGAUAUUAACAGAACUGCUGUAGCAAGAUCAAAGAGGCAUUAUAGGUUUGAACAAGAGAGCCAAACUGAAACAGAAGAUUUUUCUUCUGAUGAGAUGCCUCGAAAACCAAGGCAUGGAGCAAAGGCCAAGGCCAGCAUGCAGCUGCCACAGAUACCCAGGGAUAACCUUACUGAUACAGAAGACAUUCCAGUAGAUAAAAAAUCAGCCCAUCUUUCAAUGGCCAAGGGAUAUAUGGUGACACAGGGGAAGGUGGACAUGGCAGGCAGAGAUGAUGGAAAUACUGAUUCUGAGAAUUUCACCUUGUCAGAAAUUUCUGACACUAUUGAAGAUCAACAGCUGAGAAGGGGGUUGGUGUGUAAUAUGCCUAUUCAUGAAUCUGAGGAUCUAAUAUAUGCUUCAUCUGAUGAUGAAUAUGAAUCAAAUCAGCUUCCUGAUAUAAAUGUGAGGGCAUUUGUUAGUGAAGCUGGGAUAUUGCAUGUACAAGAAAUUAGACAAUUCCAUACUCCUCUUUAUGAAGAAAUCUUGGACAGAAAAGACGUUCUAGGCCUACCAGGGCCAGGUGAAGCCUGUCUGACAGAUGUGGAAGAGCUGCUGGGGCCUGAAAAAGAAUUGGAGCAGCCCCCAGACUAUGAGGAGAGCCUUCAUCAUUCCAGUGAAGACUAUCCAGCAGCAUCAGGGACUGCCACCAUUGCAACACCUGAUAGGGCAUUGAUAAGGAAGAAACUCCAGGUGGGAUUAGGAGGAGAGACACAGGUGUUGGCUUAUGAGACUGAAAGUAAGGCACGGAAAAGACAAGAUGUACAUGAGCUGAGCCAGCGUUUGGCAAAAGUGGCAACAUCGUUGGCGUCAACCAUCGAGUGGAUGGGCCGCUCCUUCACCCCACCUCUUCUUAGUGCUGGUUCUGCUGGGAGUCCUCCCUUGCAAGAGCCAGGAAUCCUCUCUGACAUUGAGAGAGAACUUGAAGCUGAGUUGCAAGAGCAGCAACAGGCUACUUUAAUGAAGUCUCCUGGGAGCAAGAGGAAAGCUGAAUUGAGCUCUAUCAGCCCAAUUCUUGCUAAGAAGUUUGCAGCUGAAGAAGACCUAGCUGCAAGCAGUGAUUAUUUUCUGUCAGAUGAUGAAGGGAGGGCCAUCAAGGCAGAAAUCAAACUCAUGGUGAAGACACAAGAGCCUGGGAAAGAGGCCAUUGAAAUUAGAAGUAUUAGAGAAUUUGUUGAUAUGGAUGAUCGAACAAGAGGCCAGUUCACACGACUCUUUGCUCCAUCCCCAACCUCUCAAGAACGAGGGCGCAGUGAUGCAACUUCCAGUGAUACAUCAGAAAUUUGUGUCAAAGUUCCAAGAGAGUCUCAGGUUGCCAAGGACGUCGAUCAAAUGAAAGCUCUUGCAGCUCAAAUACAAGGGAGCCAGAGAUCCAUUGAUCAGCGUCCAUAUCAUCUUGCAUCCCAGUUGGUCAAGGACCCUCAAAAGACUUUGGUCACUGAAUUUAGUGAAUGGCUGAGUUAUCACAUCUUGAGGAGUGCUUUGGAUGAUAUUGCUCAUGAAAGACUGGAAGUUGUGAAGCACAGAACAAAUGUGAUUCGUGUGGCUGAGAAUGUUCGUUCCAUUGUGUUCGAUGAACUCUAUGAUGGCUCCCCAGUUGUUCAUGCCCAAGAGCUUCCUAGUGUUCAGAACAAGCUGACAGGAGCCAGAAAAUGGAUUGAAUCAUCUCUCUCAGAGCAGCUGAAGGAAGUAGUGGAACACUUGGAAACUCUGGAUCGUAAGUUGGAUCCUGCAUGUGAGGACAUUGAUGUGGACUCUGACCGAACCUCUCUCUCUCUUCUUCAACCUCAUCCCCUUUAUGAAGAUACACCAGUGGACAUUUUUGUACACCUGGUUGUGCCUGUACAAGGACUCUUUUGGGGCAAGUUGGGGACAGGCAUUCAGAAGGCGGUAAACUGUUUCAGGUGGACUAUGACAGCAUCAACAGUGGUCUUUGACAUCUUGCUUCAGGACAUGCUUCUUGUAGUUAUGAGUACUGAUGCACUGGUUCUGAAUGGACAGGAUGGUGCCCUCAGUUUGGGCCUUCAGCAGUCUCUUCAUCAGCCAGUUAUAGUUGAGGUAAAGGUUGAGGAUGUGCUCAUGGUAGAUCCUGGAGAGAUUGAUUCCAUCAUGGCACUCCCAGCACCAAGUCCACCUGUUGAUUUGAUAAGGAGGAUCACAUAUGGCUCAGACACAGAACCCCACAUCCUUGGGGACAUUCUUCUUCUGGAUGAUGAUAACCCUGGGGAAAUGCAUAUACUGGAAGAAGAGGAGGAACCAUUGGAAGAAGAUGAAUACCCACAUGGCUUUGAUUCCUCUCCUUUUCUGAUCACUGGCACUCCUGAAGCCCUGCAAUAUUUCCAAAUGUUCUCAAAUGACCUAGCAGCUGAGAAUAGAUGUGGAAUGGAUAUAGUUGACCUGAGCACUGGAACACCCCUCAUUGUACGGACAUCCAGCUUUGAAAACAUCUAUGAUGAUCUUGAGGUUGAAGAAGUGCAUGCUGUACCUGACUUAAGUUCAGAAGAAAUUGAAGAACAGAUUGGAGAUCGCACGGUUCCAGCAAUGGAACCCCAGAGGACUUCCAGCUAUGAAAAUAUCUAUGCAGUGGGAGAGAGGCUGUCCUCAGAAAUAGUGAAUGAAGUGAUGUCCUCAUGUCGAGGUGAUGAUGAUGAUGAUCAUGAUCAUGAUGAUGAUGAUGAUGAUCAUGGUCUUGAUGGUAAUGAAGCAGAGAAGUUGGUGCAUGGCCAGCAAGGCAUGUCUGCAUCCCCUCAUGGUAGCAAUAGUUCCAUAGAGGCAGUCAUCAUACAAAAUGCUGCUGCUACUCAGCUGCUUGAUGCUGAUGUUGAAAAGUGGGAGCUUGAUCUCCAUGAAAGCACUUAUGAAGAUGAUGUUGCUGAAGUCUUUGAAAAUCUUGCUGCAGCAGAAGCUCUGAAAGUUGAAGAUAUGGAUGAUGAAACAGAAGAUAAGUUGAUCUUUGUCACAUAUAGGACUUGA